AAAUUGCAGCACGUGUUUCCUGUUUCUGUCCUCGGGCUGCUUUAGUAGAGCCGGUCUGACAUAAAAAGCUGUAAAAAUGGUGCGUAAGUUAAAGUAUCAUGAGCAGAAGUUGCUGAAGAAGGUCGACUUUAUCAACUGGGAGGUGGACAACAAUCUGCACGAGGUCAAAGUGUUGCGGAAGUAUCACAUCGAGAAACGGGAGGACUACACCAAGUACAACAAGCUGAGUCGUAAUAUCAGAGACCUGGCCAGAAAAAUCAGAGACCUGGAUGAGAAAGAUGGCUUCAGAGCACAGAGCACACAUCACUUAGUUGAAAAACUAUACAGCAUCGGUCUCAUCCCCACCAAACAGAAUUUAUCACUCACAGAGAAAGUCACAGCUUCUUCAUUCUGCAGGAGGCGGCUGCCCAGCAUCAUGCUGAACCUUCGUAUGGCUCAGAACCUGAAGACAGCCAUUACUUUCAUCGAGCAAGGACAUGUGCGUGUUGGUCCAGACAUUGUUACAGACCCAGCGUUUCUAGUCACAAGAAAUAUGGAAGAUUUCGUCACGUGGGUGGACUCCUCGAAGAUCAAGCAGCAUGUCAUGAAUUAUAAUGAAGAGCGGGACGACUUUGAUAUGAUGGCGUAAAUCAUUCCAUUCAUCACGCUGGAGGACCGAAACAAGAACUCUGCUCUUUUUACUCUGCUGUGGAAAAACUUGAGUGCAGGUUAUUAUUUCAGAAACUGGGGAAAAGUGAGACACCACACCUUACUCGUUCACUGAACAAUGCGAGGCUGCUCAAAGCUGACUUUUACUGUUGUUACACUUUGACCACUGCUGUGAUGUAUUUAAACAGUAGUUGUAAAGUGAGUGACUAAGUGUGACUGUCAAGGUUAGUGAGUCUGUAUUGUUGUCAGUAUCAUUUCACGUAAAGCUGCUGAGAUGCCCGUAGCACAAGAUUUGUGAACUAUAUGUAAAAGAUGGACAUAAGCCUUAAACAUGCAUUGACUCUUAAUGGCCAGCAGCAGCCCUCAGGAAACACUUUCCUAAUGAGUUCUUGUUCCCAGUCUUAGUUAAUACAGCAUGUUUAUUUUGUCCCUGUUGGUGUCCCUCAGUUUCGGUCAAAAAGCUCAGAUGGCCGUGGUGAAAAUGCUCACCUUAAGGCUGAACAAAAAAAGGGACUUAGCUAACUAGUCGAAUGUCACAGUGGCUACAUCCAUCUUUUAUAUACAGUCAAUACAUGGACACUGAAUCUUUGUUUGUCGUCUUCAUUUUGCCAUCGGAGCCGUUUGCUGGUUUUCAAACAACUAAGGAGCAGCUUAGUUGUGCUGGUCUGACUUGCUUUUCUUGUUUGCUCUGACUUUGUCUAAAUCUGAUCACGUUUUUUUUUUUUGUUUUGUGAUCACUGAGAAUGCCAGUUUAAGUAUAUACAGUGCUUAAAUUAAUUAGUCCACCUGUCCAAAAAAAAAAAAAAAGAAAACACAAUUAAUUAAAAAAAAAAAAAAACCUGUCAAAUGUCUUUAAAACUAAAGAUUAUAUUGCUACUUAUUAGGCAAAUACACCAAAUUCACGGUUUCAUGCCCAAAUUUGAGCCGGCACAUCUGAGAAGUCAGAAAUUAAUCAAGCAUUUACUUUAAAAACUAAUUUUUCAAGUAAAUAACUGUAAUUUGGCAUCUUAAAGAUUAUUAAUGUGCUCUUUGGUAAAGCAGCAAAUUUGAAAAUUAUGGAUAAAAAUCAUAUGACUUGAUUUAAAAAGUGUGCAUUCUGGUGGGUUAACCAUUACAGAAACAAAUGAUUUCGUAAUUACCAAUAUUGUUAAUUUAGGGCAGGUGUGGCAUAAACCCUAGACUGGAUGGUGGUCUAAAUUAGUUCAGCACUGUAUGUUCUAUAUAGAGAAGGCCUGCUGCCUUUGUGAUCAUAUAAAUUGUCAUAUAUAAAACUCAAACAGAUUUCUUGAUAAAUAUUUAAUGUUUUUAAUAACA
This is a messenger RNA of Archocentrus centrarchus (flier cichlid), 1962 nucleotides long. RefSeq names its product IMP U3 small nucleolar ribonucleoprotein 3 (gene imp3). Gene Ontology annotation, cellular component: small-subunit processome; Mpp10 complex. Gene Ontology annotation, biological process: ribosomal small subunit biogenesis; rRNA processing. Gene Ontology annotation, molecular function: snoRNA binding; rRNA binding. Bases 77 to 628 code for a protein of 183 amino acids. The record is from RefSeq and is a predicted model, not a curated record. The transcript is spliced from 7 exons. Lineage: Eukaryota; Metazoa; Chordata; Actinopteri; Cichliformes; Cichlidae.